Molecule: messenger RNA, 3942 nt
Organism: Pecten maximus
Lineage: Eukaryota; Metazoa; Mollusca; Bivalvia; Pectinida; Pectinidae
Product: nuclear receptor-binding factor 2-like
Exons: 4
Coding region: 38-811 (257 amino acids)
Biological process (GO): autophagy
Source: RefSeq, a predicted model, not a curated record
GGCACUGAUAUUGUCUUUCCGGUGAAGAACGAUUCCGAUGGAUUCCGCUUUGAACUCGGCUCACCAACAAGGUAGGAAGGCAGAUAUGAUGCUCAAGUCCGGGAAAGCUGAGGAAGCCAUCUUUUGUCAUAGGAGAGCAGCAGAACACCUUCUACAAGCAAUGCAGUUAUCCACGUGUAUGAAAGCUAAAGAUUCUAUAUCACUCCAACAUCAAUUCCAUCUCCGUCAGCAGGAUCUUCUCCAGGAACGUCUCAACAAGUUACAGGCACUCCAGGAAAAGAAAUUAAACAGGAAAGAUUUAACACAGAGUCAAGGAACACAGACUGACUUUUUGAACCUGGAUGGCUCACAGAACUGCAUAGAUGCUGCAUCUCAAGCUCUAUCAGACACCGACUCUGUGUUGGAAUACCUCAUCAACCGAGAAAAACAAGAACGUGGACCUAUGUCUCCUCAUCAACAACCAGAGAAACAGAAGAUAGUACAAAACCUUCCAAGAGAUGAUAAAACAAUUAUUGAAGAAUUGACAAUACAAAAUGCUGAGCUACGGAAACAUGUUCAUAGACUCAUAAAGGACUUGGAUGAAUAUAAGGGAGACAACGAGUUCCUACUUCAAAGAGUACUGACUGCUGACAGGCCAGAUAGAGGCUCAAGUAAUAAAGAUUUAUUUGGUCGAGCAAUUGAUGACGAGAAGUCACCAAACUUUGAGUUACCUCCCCUAGAACAGCCUCAUUUUGACUUUGACUCAAUUGGCAUUCCAGUAGAAGCCUUAGAACAUAGCACGGAGGAAAAAAGCAUUUUUUUCAAUGAUUGAUAUAAGUGAUACAUUGAUAUUUGCGGAUGAUUUGUUAUUUAAAUUUACUAAGUUGGGUUAUCACUCAUGGUAGGAGUAAAAAGAAAAACAUCCUAGAUGCCUGUGCUGGGGCUCAAACUGGUGAUCUUUUGCUCUCUAAGCACUAAGCAGACAAAGGGAUAUUCCUACUAGCCUGAUUAAGUAAGGUAGCAUCAUUUUUCAUAUUUUUAACAGUGAAACAUGGAAAAUUAUUCCUUCUAUAUUCUAUAUUUCACUAGUGAAAAAUAUCCCUUUUUCUGAUUUGACCAAUCAAAACACUGCUUACAAAUGACAGUGGGAAAAAUUAAAAGUUGAUCUGGUAUAUUUUGCUAUAAAAUUUAAUAAACAGAAUAUCUAACAGUGUCUUCAGUAAUACCAAAAAAAAAAAAUCAAAUUAUUAGCCCCACAUUAGACACUGUUAGAUAUCCUCUAUUUCUCUACUUAUACAAAAACAUAUAAUUUCAUAUUGAGGCGGUAACCCUUUGUUAUCAGGGUGUGUUGUUGAAAUUCUAACUAAAUGUAGGAUGAGAAGUAAACAAUUACUUUUUUGUCCUGUUACAAAGUGGUUAGUGGCCCGAUUAGCUUUAUCCAUCUACCCUUCCAUAAAGAAAUUGCAGUUUGUCAUAGUGAUAAAAUACUGAUAUUUAGCACUAAAACGGUUUUGCACAGUCAGAUUGGAUUUUAACUUAAAUUUUUUCUAAGCUUCAUGGAUAAGGCCUUGUAAUAGAAUGAAAUUAAUUUGUAUCAAUAAAUACCUGUACAGAUUGUGUUGGCUGUUGUCCCACAGCUCCUGUAGACCUAUCUAGGAUAUAUCAUAAUUCACCUGAGCUAUCAAAACAACUAUUAGGUAUGGAUCUUGAAAAUGCAAAGUUUUUUGUUUUGUUUUUUGUUUAACGUCCUAUUAACAGCCAGGGUCAUUUAAGGAUGUGCCAGGUUUUGGAGGUGGAGGAAAGCCGGAGUACCCGGAGAAAAACCACCGGCCUACAGUCAGUACCUGGCAACUGCCCCACGUAGGUUUCGAACAAAGUCUUGCAUACUGAAGUUUAUUUGAGACAAGAGUUCAACCAUAUACACAAGUUAAAGCUCAUGGUUCAUUUUUUGAUACGCAGACUUUUCUGAAGCCUAACAAUGUGUUAUUUCACUGCAAUGUGUUCCCAAUUCCCUAGGUUUUAUCUAAAUUAUUAUGUUUUACAAUAUUUUACCUACACUCUUGUGUUCACCAUUGUCAAGAUAACCAUGGUUAAUUGUACUACACUUACCUAGAUAAAUGUAGCCCACUCGAUUGUGGUAUCUGACGAUGUGUGUUCCCUGAUGUACCAUGACACCUCAGUAUGUUCCUCUUCCCGUUGUUUUACUUUACAUUCUAUAUGUUCUGUCAAUGUUCCGUAUAUAGGGUAUGUUUCACGUAUCUUUUAUCUACUAGUACCAUACCAAUCCACAAAUAAAUCCCUUCAUUUUUGCAGAUUUUGAAAUAAAGUGGUUCAUAAAUAAUAAAGCCUUCCCCAAACCUUCAUACUUUACUUUAGGCUUAUUUGAGGAUGAAUAUGGUAUAUGUUACUUGGAGAAUGAAAUUUAUCCUCUACAAAAACAUGUAUAAACAGGUACGAUCUUGCUGUUAUUUUUCUGUUACAGUAUUUCUGAUAUUGUGCAAUUUCCAUACAUUUGCCCUCUUGUUAUAUGCCUUAAUCAACUGUUACUUAUAUGGAUACUGCAGUUGUCACAGAUUACCUUGAAGUCAUUCCCAUAGUCUUUUGAUUAAGCAAAGAAAAUGAAAAGGACUCAAUUCAAAUUAUAGAGGGACCUCAUUUUAUCUGAAAAUUACCCCAUUUAUGAAAUACUCGGGACCCUGUUUGAUCACAGUGGUACUCUUGAUUUUAUGACAUAGUGCUAUAAAACUGAAAACAUUUAUGAUAUUUUUAUGUGCAAAAGAGCAGCAGAAAUUUGUUUAAAUUUAACAUAGCAUAAAAAAACAAGAAAUUGUCUGUAAAACAUAAAUGUCCUUGACCUUAGAAGCCUGGAACACAUCAAUGUCAGAAGUAUACUCAUACUCGACUGAUGUUUAAAAGAUUGAUAAAAAUUUGUUAAAUAAUGAAGUUGCUAGGUAUUUGAAAUUAAAUAAGGACGGGACAGAACAGAUAUGGGCAUUUUUUAACAUUUAAAGUGAACUACAUAUGAUUUCAGCAAAUCAGAGGCUGUGGCGGCCAUCUUGGAUGUUUCAUAAAGACAUCAUACUUAUUAUGUAUGCAAAGUUUGGUACGGAUCACAGUGGUAGUUAGAUUGCAUUGGGACGGGACGGGACGGGACGGGACGGGACGGGACGGGACGGGACGACACAAUAUGCCUCUCAUGGCGGAGAUAAACAAACAGCAUGAAAUACAAACUUCUGGUGAUGUGAUCAUCAUCCAGGAUAGAAUAUUUAAUGAACUUGAUAUUGUACACAGCACAAACUUGUAAUUGGGGAUAGAGACAAAACCAAGCAAUAGGCGAAGUACAUCAGUAAACUAAUUGGGAAUAGCUGAAGACAGAGAAACAAGUGAUUGAUUAAACUUGAAAUCAUGUCAGCAAUAAUAGAAUGUCUUUAAUACACUUUUUGUUAAUAUUAGGAUUUAAAGCAUAUGUUCAUGGAUAUAAGCAAUGUACACUUGGAGUUAACCCGAAGGUGUCCGAUGUUUUAUCAACAUUUUAAAAAUCAGAUAUGGGCAAGGGUUGAUAAAAUAUCAAAACCAUUAGAUUAACUGAUCAGAGUUUUAAAAGGCUGAUGAAACAUCAGAAACCUUUGGAUUAACUAAUCAGAUUUUUAAAAAGCUGAUGAAACAUCAGAAAGCUUCGGAUUAAUUUAUUUUGAUAUGCUAUUGUAAUGUUAAUGUAUAUGUUUGAGGGACCAAUAUUUAUGAAAAUAAGUUUUAUUUUAAAUGUAAUACAUGUACUAUUAUUGUCAUUUUUUUUUACUGUAAAUGCUCAAUUUUGAAAUUGAAUGUAUACAUAUUUGUUGUGGAAAAUGAUUGAAAUUACAGUAUUGUCAGUGAUAUUACAAUCUUAGAAUUCAAUCCACAGCAUUGAAAUGGUGUGCAGGGUUAUUUUUUCUGGUUUAAUAAUAAAUAUAAUUUGGAUCA